Chilo suppressalis (striped riceborer) is the source of this 1420-nucleotide messenger RNA. The record is from the annotation of a GenBank genome assembly. NCBI's taxonomy places the organism in Eukaryota, Metazoa, Arthropoda, Insecta, Lepidoptera, Crambidae.
AAAAGCAAUAAAAUUAAUAAGAAAACGAACAUGGAUGAAGCUUUUCUCAGAGUCGAACAUCGCGUUGCUACAGAGAUGAUAGAGAAGAAUAAGUGGGGCAAAGAGCUAACCAAUGAAAAAUAUAGAUAACUCUCUUUAGAGACAGUCGAGACAGCAGUCACUUUGUUUAUUUACAAUAAUCAUAGAUGUCAUGUAGUAUUCUUAAAAAGUUUCUCAUUGUAUUUUAUAACACAUUUAUCCGAUGUCCGUUUUGAUACGAAAUCCCUGACCACAAAAAUGAUUGCGGCUGAAAAUUCAUUGUGCACCUCGCGGCCGCCGCGCUCUCGUAUGCGGCCCCGCAGCUGUAAGUCUCCAAAAAUACUUCGUUCCCGAUCUUCUCCGGUACGGGCAGCAGUUACAGCAACCAGCUGCUCAAGACAGCGCCUACGAAGCCCGUCCGUCAGUCCCCUGCGCCUCUCCCCGUCCCGCCCGCCCUCUCCUUACCGCUCAUGCUACCACUUGCUCAAGCAGAGCGAGGGUUCUAGCUACAAAUCUGCGUAUUUCUCGAACCGACCGCCAGUUGAGCCGAUGCGGUUGGUAGUGAUAGACGGAGCGGCGGCGUCGGCUGUCGCAGCCUCAGCCUUAUCUCCUAGGAUAUAUAAUGCAUCUGUUUUACUGAAGAUGCCUACUGUGCCGUCUAUCGAGCCAACAGUCCCUCACAACCACCAUUGGACACGGCGUAGUGGCAGCCACACUUCUUGCCACAUCGUGCGUCGGUUGUUAUCCGACCUUACCGAGCACUUGCCACUCGGAUCCGAAGAGCUACACACGUACCAGACGGAAUUACUGACAGUACAGCCUGAUGACAAUUCUGGUACGACAAGCGUCGAAGGCCGACCAACUUCUCCGACACUGCAGAAUGAACAACUCGACCACCAAAACCACGUUGGAACCGCUGCGGUCGUAACUGCCAAUCUAGCCGAGUCUUCUGUAACUGCUGCUACCGGUGUCACUGCAGUGGUUAGCGAUACCACUGCAGUGGUUAGCGAUAGCUCUGCCGCCGUCUCGGAGCCCUCAACAGACAGAUUGGAUCCCCGCGCAUCUACCAGCGCUGCUGGUGACUACCGAAAUGUCGCUGUGCAAGCUCCCGCGCGUUACCCCAGGGGCAAGCGUGACAACACAUCCAAAACAUCCAGAGAGCCACAAGUUACGCCAGAAGUGGCGCCAGCAGAGGUCUGGAUAGGCGACGUGCGUGCCCUGCGGGACUCGCACGUGCGGCUUGUGCGACGAGAGUUGCGUCACAUCGCCCGGUUAAAUCGCACCCUGGAUAACGCAAGGAACUGCUCGGAGUCCAAGGCUGCGCAACCGAGGGGUACAGUGCCAAAGCGCUCGCCACGCGCUACCCAUGAAUAGCCCAAAAAUAAAUCGCUUUACAAAAAUA